This is a messenger RNA of Scophthalmus maximus (turbot), 2255 nucleotides long. RefSeq names its product OTU domain-containing protein 1. The coding region runs from base 389 to 1723 and encodes 444 amino acids. The transcript has a single exon. Lineage: Eukaryota; Metazoa; Chordata; Actinopteri; Pleuronectiformes; Scophthalmidae. Gene Ontology annotation, biological process: protein deubiquitination. Gene Ontology annotation, molecular function: cysteine-type deubiquitinase activity. The record is from RefSeq and is a predicted model, not a curated record.
UGGGAAAAUAGUCCAGUCAGAAGGUGCUUUGAAAUUAAAGGCAACUUCCGUCAAGUGUUCGUCAACAAGGAUUUUAUUUUGGAAAGCGUUUGAACGGAAGCUGUUUCGGCGUCGGCCUGUCUGACUUGACCGUUUGGAGGCAGGCGGGGUCCUGUUACAGUUCGAAGUCUAAAAUUAGGGAGGCACUCCGGCUGCAAAUGACGCAAGGCGGCUAAAGUGGAGCGUCGACCCGUGUCCGCGUCAAUGGCGACCGGAGCCAGGGCCAUGGAAACGUCCCCUACAACUUCGCUGUUGUUGAUGACACGCGGGGUAUUUUGAGCGGCUGUUGUCAUCGCUCCGGAGCAGCGCGGCUGCCACGUCCGGUAUAAAUAAAGCGCCCUCUUCCAAGAUGCAGCUGUACAACAGCGCGCUGACACACUACCCGAGGUCAUCGCGCAGAGUUUCGAUAACUUUGUCGCCCGCGUUCGAGCGACUGAGCGCGACGAACUCGAGUUCCCCCGGCGACGACAGGCCGACCGCAACUUCAGCGACCAACGGGGAUCCGGUGAGAGGGGCUCCUUCUUCCGCCAACAUGCCUGCCUUCUCGUGCUACGAAGCCUCGUCGAUGAGGCCAAUCUACUUCACGUCCACUGCGGAGAUCUCCAUCCGCAGACCCGGUGGACCGGAGAGGUCCGUGCCCGUCCACGUCACGAGGGAGUCCAAAGCCAGAUCAGCCUCGCCCCACUCACACAAUGGAGAACGCAUCCUCUGCAAUGACAGUGGUGUGAUGGUGGACCUGAUAGAUCAUCUGAGGAAUGGGACCGAUGAGCUUUUCCCUGACCGCCCGGAGCUGGCUGCGAAUCUCGUUUUCACCAGCAACAACAUCUGCGGGCCCAGAAUAGCAGAGUACGCCCGGGUGGUGGGAAAUUCAAGUGAGGAUGAUGUGGUUUCUGUGGCCAGUGUCCCCACCAGAAGGAACGGAUGGGCCUCAUUACACGAAGUUGAGCCUGUCCCAUCCAGGGCAGCUCAGCCUGGAGCCAGACUAAAGGAAGAUGCUUGUGACACAGCUGCCCCGGCGUCAGAUGACAGACGGGCCUUUGAGCUCAGUGUUCUGCAGGAGUCUCCUCCACAGCGAUGCCAAGAGAGAGGGGAAGUCAACGAGAAAGUCACCCGGUACCUGGCAGAGGUGGACAAACAAAACAAGUACCUCCAGGAGAGGAAUAAAUACAGGUACCACAUCAUUCCAGACGGCAACUGUCUGUACAGAGCUGUGUGCAAAGCCACGUACGGGGACCAGGCGAGGCACGGGGAGCUCAGAGAGCAGACGGUGCACCACAUCGCCGACCACUUGGAUGAGUUCAACCCCAUCAUCGAGGGGGAUGUGGGAGAGUUCCUGAUCAACGCAGCGCAGGACGGAGCCUGGGCAGGGUACCCCGAGCUUCUCGCCAUGAGCCAGAUGCUAAACGUCAACAUCCACCUGACAACAGGGGGGAGCUUGGAGAGCCCCACCGUCUCCGCAAUGGUCCACUAUCUCGGGCAGGAGGACCCCUCCAAACCUGCCGUCUGGCUGAGUUGGCUCAGCAACGGCCACUACGACGUCCUCUUGGACAGGUGUCUCCACAACCCAGAGUAUGAGGACUGGUGCAGACACUCCCAGAUGCAGAGGAAAAGAGACGAGGAACUGGCAAAGUCGAUGGCGGCCUCAUUGUCCAAGAUGUACAUUGAGCAAAAUGGCUCUGCGUGAAAUCUGUGGGGCCUUUUUGAAUCUGCCUACGUACUUUAAAUCACUUUUUGUAAGAUUUGUAUUGUGAGAGAAAGGAAGUGCAGUGCACAUACUUUGGAUUUUGUCUAUGACAACACAAAUUGCUAGAAGUUUUGUUUAGUUGAUUAAGUUGUUUUCUGAAAGUGUGCGGGCCUGUCUUUGAUCGUGUGGGUUAUGUUAACAUGAGUUUAAACACUUUAAUACUGUUUCUGUAUAUGUAAGUGCUAUUGAGUCUAUAGUAUUUAUUUGCCUUUCAUUGGAAGACCAGUUAUUUUUCUAUAAUGCCUGUGCUUUUCUAUGCCAUCGCCAAAAACAUUUCAAAUACAGAGAGACUUGGUUUGCAUCUUUUUCUGUUUAGCUGCUCUUUUUUGCACUAAAGUCCCAACAGAUGAGUUGAGAGAGUUUACUCUUUGUGUCUUUGAGUACAAUUCAAGGUUGUUGUUUUUUCUAUUGUUACAGUUCUUUAUAGGAAUUUGACAAAAACAUUUCCGAAUAAAGUUUUGAGGACACCUGA